Messenger RNA from Blepharisma stoltei, 1808 nucleotides. Lineage: Eukaryota; Ciliophora; Heterotrichea; Heterotrichida; Blepharismidae. The record is from the annotation of a GenBank genome assembly.
AUGGGGUAAUUUCUACACAGAGAAGAAGAAGACAAAGAAGCCACAAAUCUUCACAUGCGAGAAAUGCUAAACAGCCAAAUUACAGAAACCAAACUCCAAGAGCGUAUAAACAGAGUGUAACCCUAAAUUAGUGUUGAAGAAAACAAGCUUUUGCUUAAAGAAAAAUCUGACCUUUCUAAAAAAUUCGAAGACCUAACAGAGCUGCAUAGCAGCAUGGUCAAAUCUUUACAAAAUGACUUAAGAGAAAUGACUGGGAUGAAGGUUCGAGCUGAAGCCCAAGUCAGGCUACUCGAAUCUGAAAUGAGCCAAAAAGAUGAAGCUUAUGGUAAAUUUUAAACAGCCAUAAAUCUCCAAAAAUGCCAAGAAGACCACCAAGCUGACAUGGACAAAAAACAAAUCGAAAUCCAAAUCCUUAAAGGAAGACUUUCUGAAUUAAAUGAAUUUUCUGCACAUAAAGCAGAAUUCGAACUCAAAAUGAAAACAUUAGAAGAAGACUAUGAAAAAGAAAAAAAAGCCCAUCAGGAAGACAAGCAGAAUCUGGAAAGGGAAAAAAUAAAGGAAACGGAAAAACUGAAAAAAGACAUGCUUUAUAAGAUAAAGGAAACUCGUGACAAAGUACUUGCAUUAAAUGACGAACAAUGGCUCCAUGUCAAAUGACAGUGGGGUUUUGACAGUGUACAUUUCAUCGAAAUACAUUUUUUUUCGGUCAAAUGUCUCGCUAUCAAAAAUUUUCAACUAAUUUUCGUCCAAAAAUUUUUCGGUGAGAUGGAUACUAUCAAAAAGGCAUGUCAUUUGGCCUGCACCCACGAACAAUUGCAUAUAACCACAAAAUUCACGGUUCUUGAAAACCAUCGGCUUACUACUGAGCUUGAAUACCAAAGUAAACAGACAGAAAAGCUUAUGAAUAGGAAUUCUCAGCUAGAAGAACAAGUGGCAGGGCUGAAAAGGGAUAUUGAGAUUCACAAGCAAGUAGAAGCUGAGCUAGCAAAAAGAUCGCAUUAUUGCCAGAAAAUUAUUAAAAAAUUAAAUACAAAAAUAAAGGAUCUAGAAGACGAGCUAGGGUCGAAUUCUAAGCAACCCAAGCAGGAAAAUGAGAAUUAUGAGUCUAAACAAGACUCAAGGAUGAAUGAAGAGCUUGUAAGAUUUUUGGAAAAUAAAUUAUUCCAAAUUUGAUGAAUAUUUUCAUAUAAAAUUGCAGUGCAUUUAUUAGGAAUUAUCGCGAAUUUAUUUUAAAGUAUAUAGAAGAGAGCAUGAACAGACUCGCCCAAGUCCAAAUGGACUAUAACAUCCUCAAAGCUGAGCAUACUGACAUGCAGCAAAAAUUCAAAGAAAGAUCAGAACGAUACCGAAACUUAGGCUGCCUCCUCGCAGACUACUUAAAAGACUUGCAAACCUUACAAAACGAGCUUCCAGGUGACGCAGAACUUACCUUAAACAUUAAUAAAAUAGCUUCAUCUCCUAUAGAAGAGCUCACCAGCACUGACAAAGCUGCUUUAGUCUCAAUCUUACUCAAACAAAUCCAGCCUUACUUAAGCCCUUCAAACCUAAAUAUUCCAAAUUUUGCCAGCGUUAACCUUGUCACUGACACUCUAAAACAAGAUGAUUCUCUUCCAAAUAUAAAUAAAAAUAAGCCAACCAUAAGUGUAGCUGUCCAAACUUCUUUUGCCCUGGGAACUUUUGAGCUUCCUAAACUUGAAGUUGACGCUGAUAUGGUAAAAGCUCCACUUAGGCCGUGGGGUGCAAAAUCAACGAAAUCGCCUGAUUCUUCAUUUGUCAAGAAAGGGCAUAAAUUUAGAAAACUUUUGUAA